GCUGUCGUCCGCUUUAUUAUGUUAUAGCUGACCUGUCCGGUCUAAGCGCUGUGGCAACCGAACAAUGGCCUUAUCCAAAAGUGAAGCUUUGCCAUCGCAGCUACAGUGGAAUUCGCGUGCCCUUAUCAUGUCUGCACUGGACAUCGAGGACUUUAGAAAUAACCACCACACGUUUGUUCCACAUCGGACCCUCACAUGCAUUGCGCCUCGUGACCCCUAUACACAGUGGCUAUAUAACGGGCUGUACAGUGCACAGACUAAACAGGUCGUUUUUGCCUUUGGAUUGACCAAUUCACUGCUUCACACCGGAGAUGCUGCGGAAUUUGGCGCUGAUGUUGGUGGUGGUGUGCGGAUGCCGGGCCCUUAGCACGGUUCAGACGUUGGCGGGGGACAAGAGCUUCAGCACCCUCGUAUCCCUGGUAACGCAGGCCGGGCUCGUGGACACGCUCAAUGGAGGAACGUUCACAAUCUUCGCCCCCAACAAUGCUGCGUUUGCCGCACUUCCGGCCGCCACGUUACAGGCGGUACAGAACGACGCCGCUCUCCUCAAGAGUGUCCUACUCUACCACGUGGUGGCGAAGCGAGUACUGAGGGCAUCGUUGAACAACGAACACAAAGAGACCUCUGCGCAAGGAAAGCCCAUCAGAUUUAACGACUAUAAUCACAACCACGUCCGAACUGCCGAAGGUGUUAAAAUACUCGCAUUCGACAAGAUCUGUGAUAAUGGGGUCAUCCACACUCUCGCCGGCGUCAUGAUGCCACCAGAUGGCGACAUUGUCAACAUCGUGUCCAAUCACAACGAGACCAGCACGCUGUUGUCACUGGCUGUCGCCGCCGGCAUCGCAAGCGCACUGCAAGCGGACGGUCUAACGCUAUUUGCCCCCACCAAUGACGCGUUCGCCAAAAUCCCGGCAGCCACUGUGGCCCAACUCACCGGAAACAUCCCUCUUCUCACGGAGGUGUUGAAGUAUCACGUGAUCCCACACACUGAAUUCUCUGCGGGCCUGUGGGAUGGGCAGAUGCUGCGAACUCUGGACGGGACAUCUAUCACAGUACACGCCAGAAACGGCGUGACCUUGAACUCAGGCUCCCACGUGACUAAGGCUGAUAUCGGCGCCACCAACGGAGUAGUACAUUACAUCGACACCGUCCUCAUUCCGACACGUGUGCUUGGCAUUAUCGGAUAGAUGACGUCAUCCACCGCUUGCAAAAUUGUGUCAUUAUCAUUUUGCGCGUAAUGUUUGUUUGUUUGUCAGUUUAUAUUAUAAAAA
Molecule: messenger RNA, 1271 nt
Organism: Dreissena polymorpha
Lineage: Eukaryota; Metazoa; Mollusca; Bivalvia; Myida; Dreissenidae
Product: transforming growth factor-beta-induced protein ig-h3-like
Exons: 6
Coding region: 312-1187 (291 amino acids)
Source: RefSeq, a predicted model, not a curated record